Molecule: messenger RNA, 1392 nt
Organism: Mucor mucedo
Lineage: Eukaryota; Fungi; Mucoromycota; Mucoromycetes; Mucorales; Mucoraceae
Exons: 2
Coding region: 26-1366 (446 amino acids)
Biological process (GO): DNA damage response
Cellular component (GO): cytoplasm; nucleus
Molecular function (GO): phosphatase activity
Source: RefSeq, a predicted model, not a curated record
GACAAUUUCCAUUUCUUCCCUUGUCAUGUCUAGUAUUACACCCAAUAACCCACCAUUCCCUGCUUACAGAGCUAGCAACAAGGAAAGCUUUGCUCACGAUACAGUUAUAAGAAGAUGGCCUAUUAUCAUGGACAGCGCCAUUACCGAUGUCAAGCAAAGUAUCGCAGAAGAAAAGAAUGAAGCGCGUGCUCAAGAAGGUUUAAGCAUCAUCAAGUUGAUUGAAGAAAUUAAGCAAGAGCUUCUCGACGAUAAAGAAUUGAGACCCAUUCAUGAUGACAAGGCCGAUACCAAGAAAUGGAAUGAGGACUUGACCAAGUAUUUCUCUGGUGCCACAUGGAUGAACGGCACCUGGUUGUUCAACGAAUGUUAUAUCUACCGUAGACUUGCAGAAAUUUUUAACAACUCCCAACACUGGGUCGAUUAUGAUUGCUUUGAACGUCAAAAGAAUGACACCUUUAAGGGAUCACAUGGCGCUGUAUUUGAUUUAGCGCUCAAGAUGCCCGAAUUGAUUACACCCAUGAGUGAAGAAAAGCUCGAGAUUGUGUAUCAUGAGCUUGUACAAGUCUGUCUUUGGGGUAAUGCUACUGAUUUGAGUUUAUUGACCAAUAUGUCCCAACAAGACAUUCAACGUCUUCAAGCCAUCGAAAAGGAUCUUUUAGCCGAAAGAAGAAAGUUCAUCCUCGUGGAUGAUUCCGAGAAAUUAUGGGAAAAGAUCAAGCAUAUGGAUGGAGGUCGUGUUGAUUUUGUAUUGGAUAACUCUGGAUUUGAAGUUUACGUUGAUAUGAUCUUUGCUGAUUGGUUGUUACAAUCCAAGAAGGCUAGCAAGAUCGUCCUCAACUGUAAGACCAUGCCUUGGUUUGUCUCUGAUGUGAUGCCCAAAGACAUGCCCAUGAUGUUUGAGAACUGCUUGGAUCGUGAUUUCUUUCCUGGUAAAGAAACCAGAAGUCAAAAGGAUGUGGAUGCUUUAGAGACCAUGGUUAAGAGAUGGCAACAAUACGUUGUCUCUGGUCAAUUAGAAGUUCGCUCUGACGAUUUCUGGUGUUCGGGGUUAUCUUAUUGGUAUAUGGAAUCAGAUGCACCCGAAUUAUUCAAGGAAAUGAAGGAAAAUUCAGACCUUGUCAUUUAUAAGGGAGAUCUCAACUUUAGAAAGUUAGUCUUUGAUUGUGACUGGCCCGUUACCACUCCUUUCAAGGAAGCGAUUGGUCCUUCCAUGGCAAAUAAUUUUACUAAUAUUAUUACUUUGCGUACUAAUAAGGCCGAUCCCGUGGUUGGUCUCACUGAAGAAACUAAAUUAGAUAUUGAAAGUAGAGCCACUAGAGAAGAAUGGCGUUUCAGUGGAAAAUAUGCUGUUGUAGAAUACAAUUAAUAAAAUGCUUUAAAUUAUUUAUUUAU